This is a messenger RNA of Ipomoea triloba (trilobed morning glory), 860 nucleotides long. Its product is annotated as chaperone protein DnaJ-like. NCBI's taxonomy places the organism in Eukaryota, Viridiplantae, Streptophyta, Magnoliopsida, Solanales, Convolvulaceae. The transcript has 5 exons. Gene Ontology annotation, cellular component: nucleus; cytoplasm. The record is from RefSeq and is a predicted model, not a curated record. The coding region runs from base 198 to 674 and encodes 158 amino acids.
CAGACUACACCUAUUUUCCUCGCGGAUUUUGUUUUCUGUUCACUUCCUGUACAAAUUAGAAGUCGUGUUGAUUCAUCUGGGGGAUGCCUUUUUAAUCGGAUAAAUCAAUUCAUCCUUAUUCCAUCUGCUUCGCCGCCGGCGACGGCGUAGAUUCGGAAGUAUUCAUUCUAUUUUCCUUUGAAUUUUGGUGGAAAGAGAUGAUGUGGGAUGAUUGGGAAGACGAUUUCCGGCAGGUCCAAACCGUAGAAGAAUACAACUGCAGUGCUCGGCACCAGGAACGACAACGGCGGCGAGACGGGGAGAAGGAGGAGGUGGAAGAAGAAGAAUCUCCUCACAUUAACUUCGAUUUCUUAUCUCUUAUUUCUGCGCCUAAGGAUUAUUAUAGGAUACUGGAAGUGGACUACGAUGCUACGGAGGAGGCCAUUCGAUCAAACUACAUUCGUCUCGCUUUGAAAUGGCACCCAGACAAGCAAAAGGAUCAUGGCAGUGCCACCUCGAAAUUUCAAGAGAUAAACGAAGCUUAUCAAGUUUUGAUUGAUCCAGUGAAACGUCAAGAAUAUGAUAGGAAAGGGACACUUCGUGCCUAUGACUACAAUAUAGUGGAUUAUCUUAACCGUUACAAGGGUCUUAUUUUGACGUGCAAUGGUCUUGGCAUGAAGCACUCGAUAUUGUGAAGCAAAGAUGAACUCAUUUACCAUCUUGUUACAGCAUCAUAUUUCAGUGAAUUGCAACUUUGCAAGUACACGGAUGAAUUUGUACCUUGUAGUAGAUCUUUACUAUAGAGGCUUAUGUAUCUACCAUUUGCUCUUGUACAAAAACAAAUUUGACACAGGCAAUGCCAUUGAUCUUCUUACUGCUCA